AUGCCUCUAAAGUUGAGUCCUUACUCUCUCCGUACACUUGGAAGACAUUGCUACCACUCUAGCCAGUCAGAUUUUGCCGGUGCUACCAGGUUGCAGAAAGGAGUGGGAUUCGGAUGGCGACCAGUGUGACAAUUGAUAGUGAGGCGUCCGCGGCGUCCGCGGUGAAGCUGGAGAAUCCUUAUCAGAUAGUGAGGCAGCUGGCUUCUAGCAAUGCGGUUGUGUUGUUCAGCAUGAGUGGGUGCUGUAUGUGCACUGUGGCCAAGCGGCUUCUCUUCAGUCUUGGAGUUGGUCCUACCAUCAUUGAGCUGGAUCACCAUGAUGCCGGAGCUGAUAUCCAGGCGGUCCUGUUCCAGCUCGCGGCGGAGGGCCAGCAGCACGUUCCGGCAGUUUUUGUUGGGGGCAAGUUCCUUGGUGGGAUUGAAACUCUCAUGGCUUGCCACAUCAAUGGGACACUGGUGCCUCUCCUUAAAGAAGCCGGUGCACUUUGGCUGUAACUCAGAUGGGGAUAUCACCGGAAUAUUGUCAAUCAAAGAUCAUGCACUAAUCAAUUAACAUCUUUACUUUUAGGUUUAGUUUUGCUUUCUAAAAAAAAAAAAAAAGUAUUGCUUCAGCUUUCUUUUCUACAGUCUUAUCUGUUACAAUCUGAUACAUAGGGUGUGGCUGUACAGGGUAGUACUGGGUGACGACUUUGGGUGACUGAAGCUUUGUUAAUUUUCUUUGCUUUUGGCUGUUUAGUACCUGUUCUAACUAUAAAUCAAUAGAAUAUUA
This is a messenger RNA of Rubroshorea leprosula, 768 nucleotides long. The record is from the annotation of a GenBank genome assembly. NCBI's taxonomy places the organism in Eukaryota, Viridiplantae, Streptophyta, Magnoliopsida, Malvales, Dipterocarpaceae.